UUGUCAGUAAUCAUUAUCAUCUUGUUACAGUCACACGUGUUUUUUUAAUAUAAAAAUAAAUAGUUUUACAAUUGUAAAUAAUAUUGAUAUUAAUAAAAACAGUUACAUUGAUAUUAUCAGCCAUGGUGAUGUUCAAAGUGUUAUUGUGCAUGUUUGUGCUCUACAGUACUGAAAAUUUAUUAACUUUCGCAAAUCCUCGUAAAAUGCGUCGUUGCUUCGACUGCGUUUCAAUUAAAUCGUGUGAAUCAGCCCUUACCUUUGCACGUCAGCUUUAUGAUGGUACUCUGCCAAGUGAAAAAAGAAAUUUUAUGUUGAAUUCAAUGUGCGGAUUUGAUGCACAACAAUUGCCAAAGAUAUGCUGCUCAGACUUUAACGUGGUACGAACGGAAACUCGUGGAGCAUUACCUGAAUCCAUUGAAAAUCAUCGGAACGUUGGUCUGCUACCAAGCACCUGUGGAGAUAUCGAAGGCUCGCGCAUUAUCGGCGGGGAAGUCGCUAAGCUGUAUGAGUUCCCAUGGAUGACGCUCAUCAUUUAUAACACAAGCAUGGGCCUCGACUUUCGUUGCGGAGGGAGUAUAAUAAACACAAGAUAUAUAUUAACAGCUGCGCAUUGUGUUAUCCAUAAUGGUGUGUACAAGAAGAUAGUCGCAGUACGUAUUGGGGAGUUUGAUUACAGCAGUGACAUAGACUGUCAAGGACACAGCAUAAAUCAGAUUUGUGAAACUAAGAUUCAGGAUAUCGACGUGGAAAAAAUAAUACCCCAUGAAAAUUUUAAUGAACAAUUCCCAAUAACUGCGGAUAUUGCGCUACUCCGCCUCAAAGAUCCAAUAAUAAUCCAGAAUAAUGCAGCUCCUAUAUGCCUGCCACUGUACAAUAAUCUACGCGACGUUCACCUUGCGGGCCUCAGUGGAACUGUGGCUGGUUGGGGAACCACGGAGAACCGGACGGGUUCGACUGUACUGAUGAAAGUCGAAAUUCCAAUUAAAUCGGGAGAAACCUGCAGCUCUUACUACAAUAAGUAUGAAAACCAAAAGCGUUUGGAAAAAGCAUUUUGCGCCGGUGCAAUAAAGAAGGACUCUUGCAGCGGCGACUCUGGUGGCCCUCUUAUGAUAGAGUCAGACUUUAAUGGAUCGCUACGACUCGUUCAAUACGGCGUUGUUUCUUUUGGUCCUAGUGCCUGUGGAUCACAGUAUCCUGGAGUUUAUACAGAUGUUUCAAAGUAUAUGGAUUGGAUAUUAGAUAAUAUUAAAGAAUAACGAAUAUAA
Molecule: messenger RNA, 1265 nt
Organism: Bicyclus anynana (squinting bush brown)
Lineage: Eukaryota; Metazoa; Arthropoda; Insecta; Lepidoptera; Nymphalidae
Product: CLIP domain-containing serine protease HP8-like
Exons: 7
Coding region: 123-1256 (377 amino acids)
Biological process (GO): proteolysis
Molecular function (GO): serine-type endopeptidase activity
Source: RefSeq, a predicted model, not a curated record